AUGGGGAGGAUUGGCAAGGAAUCGGCAGGUCAGGUCAUAAGCUUCAUAGGCCUCAUUGGGGUGGCAGUGGCCUGUGGGAUUCCCAUGUGGCGAGUGACCUCUUACAUCGGAGCCAACAUUGUUACAGGCCAAAUUGUAUGGGAUGGUCUGUGGAUGAACUGUGUGAUGCAAAGUACUGGACAGAUGCAGUGCAAGCUGAAUGACUCUAUCAUGACCCUGACGACUGAUCUGCAGGCUGGCCGAGCGCUGGUCAUCAUCUCACUUCUCUUUGGAUUUAUCGGCUUUAUCAUCUCGUUUGUUGGAGCCAAGUGUACCAGCUGCCUGGAAAAAGACGCAUCAAUGGCAAAUGUGGUGAUCAUAAGUGGCUGUCUCAUCAUUAUCUCUGCUAUCCUGAUCUUAAUCCCCGUCUGCUGGUCUGCAGCUUUCACCAUCUCAGACUUUCAGAACCCCUUGACUGUAGCAACACAGAAAAGGGAGCUUGGAUCUGCUAUCUACAUUGGCUGGGGCUCAACUGUACUUCUUCUGAUCGGUGGGAUCAUCUUAACCACCUCCUGUCCUCCCCAAAAACAAAUGUAUGGAUACCCUAGCAACCAACAACCAGUGUAUGCUUAUUCAAGACCAAACUCAGCCGCUGCCAGAGCUCUUGUGGUCAUUGCUAUCAUUGUUUCUUUUAUGGGGGUUAUCGUCGGCAUUAUUGGAGGAAAGUGCACCAACUUUGUGGAGGAACCAAGAUCCAAAGCCAAAGUGGCCAUUGCUGCUGGAGCUAUCUUCAUCUGUGCUGGUGUGCUUGUUCUCAUCCCUGUAUGCUGGUCUGCCAAUACCAUCAUCCAAGAUUUCUACAACCCUACCCUGAUAAGUGCCCAGAGGAGAGAGAUUGGGGCUGCACUCUACGUUGGCUGGGGCACAGCUGCACUUCUAAUCCUGGGUGGUGCCCUCCUCUGCAGCUCCUGCCCACCCAGAGAGAGCCCAGAGUAUCCAGUGAAGUAUGGCGGUCCCAGGUCCACAGCCACCAGCCGAGCCUAUGUCUGA
Messenger RNA from Pelmatolapia mariae (spotted tilapia), 1029 nucleotides. RefSeq names its product claudin-4-like. Gene Ontology annotation, biological process: cell adhesion; bicellular tight junction assembly. The record is from RefSeq and is a predicted model, not a curated record. Gene Ontology annotation, cellular component: bicellular tight junction; plasma membrane. The transcript is spliced from 2 exons. The coding region runs from base 1 to 1029 and encodes 342 amino acids. Gene Ontology annotation, molecular function: structural molecule activity. NCBI's taxonomy places the organism in Eukaryota, Metazoa, Chordata, Actinopteri, Cichliformes, Cichlidae.